GUGGAACUCGAGUUGGAAGAGGCGAGUCCGGUCUCAAAAUGGAGGGCCAUGAUCCAAAGGAACCAGAACAGUUGAGGAAGUUGUUUAUUGGUGGUCUGAGCUUUGAAACCACAGAUGAUAGCUUAAGAGAACAUUUUGAGAUAGGGGGCACACUCACAGACUGUGUGGUAAUGAGGAACCCCCAAACAAAACGUUCCAGGGGCUUUGGUUUUGUGACCUACUCUUGUGUUGAAGAGGUGGAUGCUGCAAUGUGUGCUCGGCCACACAAGGUUGAUGGGCAUGUGGUGGAACCAAAGAGAGCCAUUUCUAAAGAGGAUUCUGUAAAGCCUGGUGCCCAUUUAACAGUGAAGAAAAUUUUUGUUGGUGGUAUUAAAGAAGAUACAGAAGAAUAUAAUCUGAGAGACUACUUUGAAAAGUAUGGCAAGAUUGAAACCAUUGAAGUUAUGGAAGACAGGCAGAGUGGAAAAAAGAGAGGAUUUGCUUUUGUAACUUUUGAUGAUUAUGACACCGUUGAUAAAAUUGUUGUUCAGAGAUACCACACUAUUAAUGGGCAUAAUUGUGAGGUGAAAAAGGCUCUUUCUAAACAAGAGAUGCAGUCUGCUGGAUCACAGAGAGGUCGUGGAGGUGGAUCUGGUAACUUUAUGGGUCAUGGAGGAAACUUUGGAGGUGGUGGAGGUAAUUUUGGGCAUGGUGGAAACUUUGGUGGAAGAGGAGGCUAUGGUGGUGGAGGUGGUGGCAGCAGAGGUAGUUAUGGAGGUGGUGAUGGUGGAUAUAAUGGAUUUGGAUGUGAUGGUGGCAACUAUGGUGGCGGUCCUGGUUACAGUAGUAGAGGAGGCUAUGGUGGUGGUGGACCAGGAUAUGGAAACCAGGGUGGUGGCUAUGGUGGUGGUGGAGGAGGAUACGAUGGUUACAAUGAAGGAGGAAAUUUUGGUGGAGGUAACUAUGGUGGUGGUGGUAACUAUAAUGACUUUAGAAAUUAUAGUGGACAACAGCAAUGAAAUUAUGGAUCCAUGAAAGGGGGCAGUUUUGGUGGAAGAAGCUCAGACAGUCCCUAUGGUGGUGGCUAUGGAUCUGGUGGUGGAAGUGGUGGAUAUGGUAGCAGAAUGUUUUAAAAAAAUACAGCAGAAAAGGGCUACAGUUCUUAGCAGGAGAGAGAGUGAGGAGUUGUCAGG
Molecule: messenger RNA, 1172 nt
Organism: Mesocricetus auratus (golden hamster)
Lineage: Eukaryota; Metazoa; Chordata; Mammalia; Rodentia; Cricetidae
Product: heterogeneous nuclear ribonucleoprotein A3-like
Exons: 1
Coding region: 39-998 (319 amino acids)
Molecular function (GO): RNA binding
Source: RefSeq, a predicted model, not a curated record